Molecule: messenger RNA, 3445 nt
Organism: Rattus norvegicus (Norway rat)
Lineage: Eukaryota; Metazoa; Chordata; Mammalia; Rodentia; Muridae
Gene: Tyw5
Product: tRNA-yW synthesizing protein 5
Biological process (GO): wybutosine biosynthetic process
Molecular function (GO): protein homodimerization activity; tRNA binding; tRNA(Phe) (7-(3-amino-3-carboxypropyl)wyosine37-C2)-hydroxylase activity
Source: RefSeq, a predicted model, not a curated record
GUUUUAUAAGUGUGUGCAUGAGUGUGGGGGUCAGAGGUUGGUAUCAAUCACUCUCUACCUUAUUUUUUAUGAGGAAAGGCCUUUUGGAACUUGGAAGUCUAGCUAAAAUCAGUACGCUCCAGGGUAUCGCCUGCCUUUGUCCUCAGUACCGAAAUUAUAAGUACACACUGCCACAUAGAGCUGUUUUUACAUUGGUGCUGGGUAUUGAACACAGCCUCGUGUUUACACAGCAAGCACCUUAUCCAUUGAGCUGUCCCUCAAUGGACUUCUUUGUAAAGGACCAGUAGGUUGUUUUCUACAAAAUGAUGUCCCAGAGCUCUAAUCCCUAAUAGCCAUUCUUUGGGGUUUUUUGUUUGUUUGUUUGUUUGUUUGUUUGUUUGUUUGUUUGUUGUUUGAGACAGGGUUCCCCUGACUAUCCUAGAACUCACUCUGGAGAGCAGGCUGGCCUCGAACUCAGAUCUGCCUGCCUCUGCCUCCCAGUGUGAUAGCCAUUCUUCAACUUUGGCUGGCUAUUCUUCAAGCUGUAGCUCUGCUAUUUAUUAACUCUCAAACCUUGGCCAAAUUAUUUUUUUCUUAAAUAUACUUAUCUUUACAUGAAGAUUAAAAACUACUUAUUUCAUAAGGUUUUUGUAAGGACUAAGCAAAUAAAAUAAUCUAUACUUAGCAGUGUGCCUGACACAGAAACUACCCAUCAUUAAUCCUACUUUCUCUGAAAAAAUUAAAAUGUUAAUAGAAAACUUCCAUUCCAUAUCUUACAUUAAAAUUUCCACAGCUUAUUGUUACCAGCCGUUUCUUUUAUCUGUGUAACAUUUGUUUAAGAUUAAAGCAGGAUUUUACAUUAUAGUGUAGUUCUGAGUAAUUAUGCAUUUAAAUAUCUUAAUUGGGGCCUUAAUUAAAGCAUGCACAUAAGCGCAGUUUUAACUUACGUGAGAGUUGGAGCGAUCCCUUAGUUGGUAAGCACGAGGAUGUAAGUGUGAUCCCCAUACCUGGGCAUCCUAGUACGUACUUAGAGUGAUUUCAGUGCCGGGGACUAAUCCUCUGGAGAGACAGGAGGAUCCUGGAGCUCACUGACCCACCAGAAUAGCCAAAUUGGUGAGCUGUCUCAGCAAACAAGGUAGACAGCCAUCUUGAGAAGAAACACAGAGGGUGGACUUCCAGCCUGACCAUGAUUAGAGUGUCUCUUAAAACCAGCCUUGAUUAGUUCCUCAGUACUGACUUUUAAGGAUUCAUUUGCCCUUCAAAAGUUAAUGAAUGGCAUAGAUUUAAAUAGCCAUGAAAUGUGUCUUAAAAGAAUCAGAGACAAACUAAAAGGUUAAGUUUAAAAAUUAAGGAGUGUACAUAAAUAGAAUAACAUGGAUUCUCACUUAAGUCAUAAGUAAAGUGACACUGGAAUGGUCUUAGAACAUCAGGGAGUAAUGCCUGUGGGACGAAGGAAGAGGAAGCUAGAGAGGACUUGGGUGGGGUGUGUGCUCUGGUGUGUGGUGGAGAACCAUCAAACACAACUGUAUACAGCUGGCAGUUUACCAAUUCCCUGUGACACCCUGAACAAAGACUAUCCACCCGAAGAGUCCGCGUAGGUGGCAGCUUUUAGACCUCUUACCAUCUUCUUUGAUUAUUGCUUGGGUCUAUGCUAUGUGAACGAUGUAACCUUGGGUCAGAUGCUGAGGUGAACAUGAAGACAUUGACGGCUGGCAGCCCCAAGCUAAAUGCAUUCUUUUCAAAUAAGCAAGAGCUCUUUCUUGAUGAACUGAGCAAUAUGUCUGCUAAAUGACAAUUCAAAUUUCGAACAACAUACUUUGAAGCUUAUUUAAAGAAUUAUUUCAUUGUGGCACUAAAAAUAUUAAAACAGCUAAAUUGUUAACUUAUGAUUGUAGAUUUAUAAAGUUCAAUGAGAUAUACCUUGAGGUUUAUGCAGUACAGUUUGCAUUGGCUUCUGGAAUGCAGAAUUCUUCCAUUGGAUUGUGCCUGUACUUGAACUGCUUGAUCUCAGUCCUCUGUUCUUCUAAGAAAUGUACACAGACAGCAGGGGUGGUUUUGUUGUUCGUGGUGCUGAGAAUCCAGGGUGCCGCAGAUGCUGGGAACAUAGGCUCUAGCCCUACAGUGACUGUUUUAUAAUUGGUUCUCUUAUUUAGCUACUCAGGUAGUCAGAAGUAUAAAUGAUAACUUUUGAAACUACUUACAUAAUUUUGCUUUUAUAUAAUGGUGCAUUUCUGAGUCAUGCAUGAGCUGACUGUUCAGAAGGUCUUGGUGUGAGAAUGCAGGUUACUGGGGAUAGACACAGUCUGGCACAAUGCAGUCUCCUGGUUUUUAAUGUGCUAAAGGAUAAGGUUUUUAUUUACCUCAUUUAUAUUGUAUCAAGUUUAUUGGUGCACUCAUUAUUAUCAAAUGUUAAAACCAUGUAAGUUGAAGUAUCUGUUAACCAGGAGCUUCAGGAGUGCUUAUGUUGCCGUAAGGAUUUUUUUAUUUGUUGUUUUGUGGAUCUAAUUUUGAGCAACAUAUAAAGACAUUUCUUUAUGUGGCCACCAGGGAGCAUCAACAGAAAGGGAUGAGAGAUACUACUUACGGUCACUUGGAGAAGACCCGAGGAAGGAUAUUGCAGACAUCAGGCAGCAGUUUCCGUCAUUAGGAGAAGAUAUUACCUUUCCAAUGUUCUUCAGAGAGGAACAGUUCUUUUCCAGUGUUUUUCGAAUUAGCUCACCUGGAUUGCAGCUCUGGACUCACUAUGAUGUAAUGGAUAACUUUUUAAUACAAGUGACAGGAAAGAAGCGAAUUACACUGUUCAGUCCUCGGGAUGCACAAUAUUUAUAUUUAUCAGGUUCUAAAUCAGAAGUGCUGAAUAUCGACAGCCCAGACCUGGAUAAAUACCCACUCUUUCCUAAGGCAAGGAGGUAUGAAUGUUCCCUUGAAGCUGGUGAUGUCCUGUUCAUUCCUGCUUUAUGGUUCCAUAAUGUAGUUUCUGAAGAGUUUGGAGUGGGGGUGAAUGUCUUCCUGAAGCACCUUCCAUCGGAAUGCUAUGACACAACAGACACCUAUGGCAACAAAGAUCCUGUGGCAGCAUCCAGAGCCAUGCAGAUCUUGGACAGAGCUUUGAAAACACUGGCUGAGUUACCAGAGGAAUACAGGGACUUCUAUGCGCGCCAAAUGGUCUUACGUAUUCAAGACAAAGCCUACAGCAAGAACUCUGAGUGAAAAAUAAACUAAAUGUAGCAAAAUUUAAAAAUAAAAAGCAGCUCAAGUAUUUGAAAACUAUAACAAAAUAUAAAAUUUAAAGAUACUUUUUAAAAUAGGAAAGAGAAGGCUGAGAUUUAUAGUAUAAAAGGAAUGUACAUCUGAUUUCUACGUGGUAUAUUGAAAAUGCUUAGCAGGACUAUUCUUUAGCUCUAAGAUAUAAAUAAAUAAAAUUCAGAGUUAAUAAAACUAAUCUAUUGAGUCACACUACAUAAAA